AUGUUUCAGUGUGUGUCCGGAUGAUACCUCAGGAGGAAGAGGAGGAGGAGGAUGCCACUGGUGAUGAUGACUUCUUUGGCAAUCCGUUAAAGCAUCUCAUGGCUAAAGUGAUAAGUGCCAAGAAGGGUGAAAAUGAAACCGGAACCAUUACGAAUGAUAUCAAAAAGGAAGAACUGGCCAAAAAGGAUACUAGCAAGAAACUGAAGAAUACACUAGAUGAUCUAAAUGAUGACGACGAUGAUUUACUGGCGUUGAGGGGAAAAAGAAAAGUAAAGGAAGACUCUGAUCUAUCAAAAGUUGAACAAGAAAUCGAAGAGCUGGAAAUUUUUUCCAAUAUUUCUGCUUUCCCCUUAUCUCGUAUGAAUCGUGUAACGAACAGUUCAAUGAAAAAUGAUGUCAAAAGAAGGAGGAAAGUUAUGGAUGACAAUAAUUCUAAUUUACUUGCUAAUCCUAUUAUUAUUGAUGGUGGUACUCUUGAGGCUGACGACAGUAUAUUUACAAAAGAGAAAGUCUUUGUCGUGGAACCGCACUGCUCUAUUGAAAUUGGUGACCUCGAGAGCUGUGAUACUUAUAUAAAACGUUGGAAAAUGAGCGAGACAUUCAUAAAUAUUGUCAAAUUAUAUGCAUCAAAUUGGUCUUGUUCACCGGAAAAUGUAAUUUUAUCACUAAGAAAUGGAAAGCGGAUUUCUGCUGAAGAUACUCCACACAGUGUUGCAUUCAGUGAAAAAGAGGUCAAUUAUUUGUCAGUUUACAAGAAUAGUCAAUGUGGAAGUCAUAAAAAGAAUAAAGUAACUAUCAAAUGGUUACUGCCUGAACGAAACAAACCCAUUAUUACUGCUGUUCCGAGGGAUACUUCGUUCAUGAUUUUGAAACGGGACUUCGCUAUUGAUAAUGGCUUAGAUGAGGAAAAACUUACACUGGUCUUUGACAGUGAGCGUAUCAAUCAACAAGAAACUGUGGACACAUUAGGGAUCGAAGAUGGUGAUUGCAUUGACGUUUAUAUGAAAUGAUCUCAUUUUGGCUCUCUUAAUUGCAGAGCAGUUUGCUUGACUUGAUUUAUGUGUGAUCUAUAUGAUUUAUUCAUUCCUAUACUUAUUUGAAAUUUUCUUGUUACCUUCAUUGAAUAAACGUGUACGAAGU
Messenger RNA from Loa loa (African eye worm), 1140 nucleotides. RefSeq lists its product as hypothetical. The transcript is spliced from 6 exons. Gene Ontology annotation, biological process: positive regulation of transcription by RNA polymerase II; cytokine production. The record is from RefSeq and is a predicted model, not a curated record. The coding region runs from base 21 to 1010 and encodes 329 amino acids. Gene Ontology annotation, molecular function: protein binding. Lineage: Eukaryota; Metazoa; Nematoda; Chromadorea; Rhabditida; Onchocercidae.